AUGAGCCGCCAACUUGCAUUCCUCGCUUUCCUGGCCCUCAGCAUAGCCGUUCCAGUCUCCGGUAUUUCGUGUCAUUACGGGACGACUGAAAUCAUCGACAACCGAAAGUUUUGUACUGCGUUCUACUUUACUGACACUGGAUACGCCAAAUUCGGCGGAGAAAGCUCUUAUCCAGAAAACCUUUCCACCGUCUUGUACCGCUUCCAGAAAGAAGAAGACUGCAAAUUGCUAAGGGGCAUCAAAAAAAAGGAUGGCUCAGCUCGUGGUUAUACACUCCGUCCAUCCUACGUCCCUAGAAACAAUGAUAAUGAAUCAUCUGCUGAAGCCUAA
This is a messenger RNA of Caenorhabditis remanei, 330 nucleotides long. RefSeq lists its product as uncharacterized. The transcript is spliced from 3 exons. NCBI's taxonomy places the organism in Eukaryota, Metazoa, Nematoda, Chromadorea, Rhabditida, Rhabditidae. Bases 1 to 330 code for a protein of 109 amino acids. The record is from RefSeq and is a predicted model, not a curated record.